AUGUCUGUAUGGAUAUUUUUCGUUGUGGGGAUAUUCCUCGGUGUUUCGCCUUUGGAAGCCACUUCCGAUUGGCAGUCUUAUUGGCACUUGAGAAAGCAAAUUAUUGCUCCUCUGCGUCCGUUGAAAUUGAAGGUUUCCCAAUUGGAGAAGCAACCGCGUCGAUUUCCCUCGCCGGGAGGGGAUCCGGGACGCACUCUCGGUCUGCCUUACGUGGCCCUCGAGUUGACAUGGGUUCGUCCACCGGAAUUCGCAAACACGGAGGGCGUGCUCAACUAUCAGGUCAGCGCAAGACCCGUCGUGUUACCGCUGGUAGCAACGGAAGCUCGUGUACCAGAGAGUGGUGAAUAUGCCUCCGUGUUAGCCGCAAAACGCGUCGGCGCUUGGGUCGAAGGAACUAGAAUUCUGGCGAAUGUGUCAACUGAGUCAUUUUCUUCCACAGAAGGCGACGAUUUCGGUUUUGGCAUCACCUACGAAUUCCAAGUGGCCGUGGUCAAUUCAACCAUGAACGGAAUCGUGGAGCGAAUCAACGUCACUACGCCAGAAAGCCAUCCGUCCAGUUUUCCCUUGAAACUGCGGGUGCGUGGAAUUAGUCCAAAUGAGGUUGAAGUAACCUGGGAACCGCCGGCUUUACACACACGAAAUGGACGUCUCACCAGCUACCAAGUACGCUACUACGAAGAUGGCGCAGAGAGUGAGACUGAACAACUGUUUGACGUGCUUGUGCCGGAGCAGUUGAAGUACACGGCUAGGGAUCUCAAAACGCAGACCUACUAUCACUUUAUGGUGAGGGCUUUCACAAACAGUGGUCCCGGACCGUGGACACGAUCAAACACCUUCCAGACAACUGGUGAAAGACCUCCACCGCCAGUCGAUGUGCAAGCGAUCCGCAUCAAUCAACACCAAAUCAAGGUGACCUGGCGAAUGCCCGAGGUCGUCGAUGCCUCAACCACUCGACUCUCCUCCUCCUCUUAUUCUCGCGCCAACUACCGUCACGCCGCAAUCCAGGGAUUUCAGAUCCUCUACGCUCCGAAUGAUGGUCCCUACGACUCAUCUGGAUGGACCACAUAUGAGGUGGGGCCCUUCCAGAUGGCCAUCAUUUCCCAUCUCCAGAGCAAGUCACCCUACAUUAUCCGAGUUAAAUCCAAAGGUCCUGAUGGUCGCUAUGGCGAGUGGAGUGAUCCACCCGCUGUCGCUCGAUCCACCAUGGCUACAUGGGGCACCGAUUACUCCGUGCGGGGUCUCCUGUGCAUUCCUGGGCUCACGAGCGCGAAGAUCACUUGGCAACGGCCUGAAAACACGAAAGGACUCAUUGGUUUCAAUAUACGAGCAUCUGGUUCAAAGGAAUAUGCCGACGAGUCUGGUGUUAUGCGACGACAAACAUUCGAUCCAAGAAGUGCUCGACAGGCCCACUUCGACGCUCAGGACGGCUACGACUAUGUUGUCAAGGAUCUGGAGCCGAAUACAAUCUACGACAUCCAAGUCAAUGCCUAUUAUGAGACUGGCAUGAAUCUCGAGAGCAAUUGGGAGACCACAAGUUGUCACACCGAAAUGCAAAAACCAGAGAAGGUCGCUCCUCCCCUACCCAUUUCAGCCUUAGAGGAUCGGAAGCAGGUCAAUAUGAAGGUGUUUCGAGUUAGUGAACGACUGGGUAAAAUUCGUCAGUACUACAUAAUGGUUAGCCCAUGGCAUCUCACAACCGCUCCGCUGGAUAUGCUUCUAGUUGAUGAGAUAAUUGCGUCUUCACGGAAGUUGCCAUCUACAAAAACACGCUACAUUGCGGCCCGCUUUACACAGGAUUACUUUGAACCCGCGGGAACGAGUUCUCGAGACUUUAUUCUGGGUGGAAGCAAUGGAAUCACCUCUCCCACCCUUGCUCCACCACCACCGCCACCACCGUUUGCGCAGCGUAGACGUCGCAGUCCCGCGGUGGUGCGGGGCAAAGUCUACUCAGCAAACUCGCAACAAAGUUGGCUCCUCAAUGAUGCCGGCUCGGUGGAUGAGGCGUCGGCUGCAGCUGCUGCCUAUUUGGACGCUGCUGUUGUAUUUGACAACAAGCCACUCGAAGCUGGACAGGUCUACUGUGCUCUAGUGCUAGCAUGCACCUUCCAAGGCAACGGAUCGACAAUGGACGGUUUUGGAACGUGUACAGCCUCGCCGUGGUCACCUCCAUUUGCGACAGAUCCCUACCUUCCAGCCCUUUUGGAAUUAAGGGCUCCCUCGGGUCACAUAUCACCCACCGUGGGCUCCACAAGUGAUGGCGCCUUGGCAUUUGGCUCAACUGACCUCUACACUGUGUCAGUUGUUGCUGUCAUCCUUGGGGCUGCAGUGGUCACCACGAUUUGCACCGUCUUGGUUUGCAUUUUUAGACGUCGUCGGAAGCCCAAGCUCUUGGCGCGGCCGACCAAUCUGGAUCAGAGUCUGAAGCAGCCUCUGAUGAAUGUGGCUGACGGUGUGGCGUCUUCGCAGGCACCAGCCGGAGCCUUUUACAACUGCGCUCCACCAAUCACGGGAACAAUUUGUGCCAACAAUGGGGCGCUUUCGAUGUCUCCACCUGGUUACACACAGCUCAUUGGGAUGCCUCCAACUUGUGUGACCUAUCAUAAUGCCACUCAGGAUCCCACAGCCUCCACGCAUGUCAACAGUUUUCCACGGAGUAGUUAUCCCUAUCGCUCCGACUCGUCCUCGGGCCUGUCUGGUGGCGGCGGUGGUGGUAGCGGCACUCGACCACCCAUGGGAGCUCUCUUUCCCUCCGUGAGCGAGGACAACAAAGGCGAUCUGAUGGACGGAAGCAGCGUCUCUUGCAGCGUCUAUCCCACCUCCCCACGUCUCAACGGGGGUCUCUCACGACUGGGAGGCGGUGGUCCCUACAACACCUUCAAUCGUCACAUGCUAGCCUCGAAAAUCGCAUCUCUUGGCGAUGGCUCCAGCCGAGGUCUCUUCGCCAAUGAUGCUGCCACUGCGGAGGAUGCCAACAGUGUGGAACUGCAGCACCUCUUUUAUGGAAACAAUUCACAUUCUUCCCAACGACCCAUUCCUGCUGCCUAUUUGGCGGAGCACAUCGUAAAGCUGAGUGCCGAUGAUAAUCGGCUAUUCUCGCAGGAAUACGAGUCCAUCGAUCCGGGCCACCAGUUCACCUGGGAGAACUCCAACUUGGAGGUCAACAAGGCGAAGAAUCGAUAUGCCAAUGUCGUGGCCUACGAUCACUCGCGGGUCAUUCUGCGAGCUCUCGAAGGCGUUCCCGGUUCGGACUACAUAAAUGCGAAUUACAUCGAUGGGUAUAAAAAGCCCAACUGUUAUAUUGCCACACAGGGACCCUUGCCAGAGACCUACUCGGAUUUCUGGCGCAUGAUCUGGGAGCAACGUGUGUCCAUCAUCGUAAUGAUGACCCGUCUGGAGGAGCGAGCUCGCAUCAAGUGUGAUCAGUACUGGCCGUCACGAGGACCUGAGACCUACGCUAAUGGCGCGAUCACGGUUGUUCCAUUGCCGAGUCCAGAGGGCAUGAUUGAACUGGCCUACUUCACCAUCCGUCGUUUUACCAUUGCCCACUGCAGCGGUAACGAGGUGAGGGAGGUCACUCACCUCCAAUUCACCAGCUGGCCCGACCAUGGAGUGCCCGAGAGUCCACCCAUCCCGUUGCUCCUUUUCAUGCGACGAAUUCGACGCGCUGUCUCCACGCAGGGCAGUCGAGGGGAGUCGGUGUCACUCAUCCCAGGGGCACUGAUUGCCUUGGGCAUUAUGCACGAUCAAAUGAAGUACGAAAACGCGGUGGACGUUCUCGGUUGCGUGACAGCGCUAAGGGCGCAACGAAACUUCAUGGUUCAAACGGAAGAGCAGUACAUCUUUGUGUAUGAUGCUCUUCUGGAAAUGGCCGAGGGUGGCUACACUGAAGUGCCGGCCAGAGGUCUCUGUGCUCAGUACAACUCCCUCCUACAACCUGAUGGCAUGGGCUACUGUGGAUUUGAUAUUGAAUUCAAGAACCGUUACUUUGAAGUUCUGCCCUAUGAGAAAUCGCGGGUUGCUCUAACACCGCUACGAGGUGUUGACGGCUCAGACUACAUAAAUGCCAGCUUUGUCGACAGCUAUCGGGCACGCAGAGCGUAUAUCGCCACACAGGGGCCGAUGGCUGAAACCCUGGAAGAUUUCUGGCGUAUGUGUUGGGAGCACAAUUCCGCCAUCAUUGUGAUGAUCAGUCAAGCGACGGAGCAGGGCAAAGAGCAUUCUUAUCCCUAUUGGCCAUCGAAACGAUCUGCCAGGUAUCAGAAUUUCGUAAUCGACCCAAUGGUGGAGUAUAACAUGCCCACAUACACACUGAGAGAGUUCAAGGUGACAGAUACGAGGGACGGCAUCUCUCGUACUGUACGUCAAUUCCAGUACACUGAAUGGCCAGAGAUCGGUGUGCCUAGCAAUUGUGAAGCAUUUACAAAUUUCAUUACUCAAAUACACAAGACAAAGGAUCAAUUUGGACAGGAUGGUCCCAUUACUGUUCAUUGCAGUUGCGGAUCGGGGCGAACUGGUGUGUUUAUACUCCUCUCGAUUGUUCUCGAUCGUCUUCGAUGCGAGGGCGUGGUGGACAUUCUGCAGACCGUACGUCUUCUGCGAACUCAGCGUCCUGGAAUGAUUCAGUCACCGGAUCAGUUGCAGUUCUGCUACAAGGCCGUGCUUGAAUAUAUAUCAUCAUAUGUACGAUAA
Messenger RNA from Echinococcus granulosus, 4689 nucleotides. RefSeq names its product Receptor-type tyrosine-protein phosphatase F. Lineage: Eukaryota; Metazoa; Platyhelminthes; Cestoda; Cyclophyllidea; Taeniidae. The record is from RefSeq and is a predicted model, not a curated record. The transcript is spliced from 18 exons. Gene Ontology annotation, molecular function: protein binding; protein tyrosine phosphatase activity. Bases 1 to 4689 code for a protein of 1562 amino acids. Gene Ontology annotation, biological process: protein dephosphorylation.